Messenger RNA from Eutrema salsugineum, 2427 nucleotides. Its product is annotated as quinolinate synthase, chloroplastic. The record is from RefSeq and is a predicted model, not a curated record. Gene Ontology annotation, biological process: 'de novo' NAD+ biosynthetic process from L-aspartate. The transcript is spliced from 7 exons. Bases 1 to 2136 code for a protein of 711 amino acids. Gene Ontology annotation, cellular component: chloroplast. Gene Ontology annotation, molecular function: quinolinate synthetase A activity; 4 iron, 4 sulfur cluster binding. Lineage: Eukaryota; Viridiplantae; Streptophyta; Magnoliopsida; Brassicales; Brassicaceae.
AUGGCGUUAGCUCUCUCCGUUACACCAACAUCUUCUUCUUCGUCUUCCUCCUCACGCGCCCUCCCUCGAAACCCUACUCCUAAUUUCAGAACCACCCAUCUGAAUUUCGCUUCCCCGAGGAGGAUUCACGCCAUUAACCCUCUCCUUAGAUCAUUCCAAUCUCUUCAAUCAUCUCCAUUCUCAAUCUCAGCUAUCGCCUCUUCCUCUUCCUCACAAACCACAGAGCUCGUGCCUCAUAAGCUCCAGAGAUUAGUCAAAGAAUUCAAAUCCUUGACUGAGCCAAUCGAUCGGCUCAAAUGGGUUCUUCGUCACGCGAGUCUCAUUCCUCCGAUGCCCGACUCAUCCAAAACCGAAUCGAACCGGGUCAUGGGCUGUACAGCUCGUGUCUGGCUAGACGCUGAGCUCGGUCAAGACGGGAAGAUGCGGUUUUGGGCAGAUAGUGACUCAGAUGUGUCGAAAGGGAUGUGUUCUUGUCUGAUUCAACUGUUUGAUUCUGCUACUCCUGAAGAAGUAAUGGAUUUGAAGACUGAGGAUUUGGUUGAGCUUAACGUUGGAUUGUUGGGUGUUGAGAGGUCGAGGGUGAACACGUGGCACAAUGUUCUUGUGAGUAUGCAGAAGAAGACACGACGGCUCGUAGCGGAGAAGGAAGGAAAGUCUCCUUCCUUUGAGCCGUUUCCUUCGUUAGUGUUAACUUGUGAUGGUAUUGAGGCUAAAGGAAGCUUUGCUGAAGCUCAGGCGAAAUAUUUGUUUCCGGAGGAGUCACGAGUUCAAGAACUUGUCAAGGUGCUAAAGGAAAAGAAGAUUGGAGUGUCUGCUCACUUUUAUAUGGAUCCAGAAGUGCAAGGGGUCUUGACUGCUGCGCAGAAGCAUUGGCCACAUAUCUAUAUAUCUGAUUCUCUUAUCAUGGCAGAUGCAGCUGUCAAGAUGGCAAAAGCUGGGUGUCAGUUUAUAACAGUUCUUGGUGUUGAUUUUAUGUCUGAAAAUGUCCGUGCCAUACUAGAUCAAGCUGGGUUUGGAGAGGUUGGUGUAUACAGAAUGUCUGAUGAGACCAUUGGUUGUUCACUGGCUGAUGCUGCUUCUGCUCCUGCUUACUUGAACUAUCUUGAAGCUGCUUCUCUUUCUUCGCCUUCUUUGCAUGUUGUUUAUAUCAAUACAUCUCUGGAGACAAAAGCUUUUGCUCACGAACUUGUACCUACCAUUACUUGCACUUCAUCUAAUGUUGUACAGACGAUCCUGCAGGCGUUUGCUCAAUUGCCGGAGUUAAAUGUAUGGUACGGUCCUGAUUCUUACAUGGGAGCGAAUAUUGUAAAGUUAUUCCAACAAAUGACAUUGAUGACUGAUGAAGAAAUCGCCAAUAUACACCCUAAACACAACCUUGAUUCCAUUAAAUCAUUGCUUCCUCGUCUUCACUAUUUCCAGGAAGGAACGUGUAUUGUACAUCAUCUUUUCGGUCACGAGGUGGUGGAGAGAAUAAAGUACAUGUACUGUGACGCCUUUCUUACUGCGCAUCUCGAAGUUCCAGGUGAAAUGUUUUCAUUAGCCAUGGAAGCAAAGAAAAGAGAUAUGGGCGUUGUCGGAUCGACACAAAACAUCCUAGACUUCAUCAAGCAGAAGGUUCUAGAAGCAGUGGACCGUAGUGUGGAUGACCAUCUUCAGUUUGUUCUAGGAACAGAGUCGGGAAUGGUAACAUCUAUAGUCGCAGUAAUCAGGAAAUUGCUAGGUUCUUCUGCUAAUUCGAAACUGAAAGUUGAAGUAGUGUUUCCGGUAUCAUCAGACUCGAUGACAAAAACUUCUUCAGAGGGUCCAAACUCCUUUAGAGUCGGUGAUGUGACAUUACCGGUUGUACCGGGAGUAGCAGGCGGUGAAGGUUGUUCUAUUCAUGGCGGAUGUGCAUCAUGUCCAUAUAUGAAGAUGAAUUCACUCAACUCUCUCUUGAAAGUUUGCCACAAUCUACCUGAUGUGGAAAACAAAAUCGGAGGAUUCAAAGCCGAGCGAUUCAAAAGGCAAACUCCUCAAGGAAAACUCAUAGCUGAUGUUGGGUGUGAGCCAAUACUUCACAUGAGGCACUUCCAAGCGAACAAGGAGCUGCCAAAGGAGCUUGUUCAUCAUGUCUUAAGUCGCGAGAGCAAGAGAUGACCAAGUUUUUCCCUUAUAACUAAAUAAAUAAAUCGGAUGAGUUUAGUUAUCGACAAAUAAUAGGUUUUACGUUUGAUGGAACAUGAAGAUUAAACUUCUUCCUGCAAUAAUGAUCAUAGCCUCAGGGGGAUAACAUUACAUUGUAUAAAGUGAUAUAAACAAAAACAGAAGAAGUAUCCUCCAAAAUAAGAGAGGCUUAGGAGCGAGCUUAUUGAUGUAUUAUUGUUAGAGGUUCUUUGCAAUAAGCAUGUUCUCUAAAGGUUCUUUGCAAAAAAAAAAAAAAAAAAAAAA